Messenger RNA from Durio zibethinus, 1055 nucleotides. RefSeq names its product kinetochore protein SPC24 homolog. Gene Ontology annotation, biological process: regulation of chromosome segregation. The record is from RefSeq and is a predicted model, not a curated record. NCBI's taxonomy places the organism in Eukaryota, Viridiplantae, Streptophyta, Magnoliopsida, Malvales, Malvaceae.
AGGAUUCGAACCUGCGCAGGCAAUGCCCAACAGAUUUCGAGUCUGUCUCCUUAACCACUCGGACAUAUCGACUCCCAUGUAGUUGCCGAAUUCAUUAACUUAAUUUAUCCUAAAUUUAUUGUUCCGAAUUUAAUUCAAAUUUUACUUCUCAACACCCUCUCAAUCUCUCCUCCUUCCGCUGCUGGCUAGCAACAGCAAAUGUUUUGUUGCCCCUCAUUUGAUCCGAAGGCCUUCCUUUUGCUUUUGAAAACGCUUUCAAAACUCUGUUUUACCUACUCUUUGUCAUUAAUUCGUCUUUCUUUUAGGAGCUCAAAUUUGAAGAAAAAACCCUAGAAAAAUGGGGGAAUCCUCGAGAAUGAUCGAUGUGGAGAAGCUGAUAUCUUAUAGCGACGAUCUGGUGGGGGUUUUAAAGGACCAAAGGGACAUUAUCAACUUAACGCAGUGUUUUCAGCACCUGAACGAUCUCCACUCGCAUUGCGACUCUGAUUCCAAAGAGGUUUAUCGGUUGCUUCAAGAAUAUGAAGAAAAGAUCGAAGCUUGCAAAAAGAAAACAGAGCAGGCAAAGUCUGAAGUUGCCGAUGGAGCUGAAAUGGAGUAUCUGCAGAAGGAAUUGCAAGAGGAACUUGAAAAAGAACGUGGGCUUAAGGAGGAGCUUAGAGCUACUAGUAAUGAGAUAACUGAGCUGGAGCGCCAGAGGGCUUCUAUUGAAGAGCGGAAGAAAAUGCUGAGGAAAUUUGAGCAAGAUAAGCUCAAAGAACAGAGGAAGCUUUCCAUGUAUGCUUCUAUAACUAAUAUUAUUCCAGUCUUGGAAGACCAAUCCAGAAUCUCAGGCCAUAUAGUGGAUAGAGAUAAAAAGGUGGUAGAGAAGUUUGAAUGUGACCCAUCAAAGGUGACUGCUUUUGAUGCUUGUGAUAGCCUAUGGAAGAUGAUAAAUUCCUAGUAGCCAUUUCACAUACUUUCUCUUGAUUGAGAUAUGUAACCAAAUAUGUAAUAUUAUGUCUUUCUAAUGCUUCUAUCCAAGCAUUUUUCGUUCCUAAAUGUUUGAUCUUUUUAUG